AUGUUGGUCCCUCUGUUGCCAUCUUCUCCUGCUCUUGUAUUCGGUUGCUUGAUGCUGUUGCCGCCGCUGAUCCCUAGAUCUGGUCCGUCCGGCCAGAUCUGGUUUUUCCGGUUCAACUCCCCCGAGCUGGUUUACCGAUCCGUUGACCGUACUGCAAACAACAAUAACAAUACCCAACAAGAAUCGGAGCCUCGGGUUUUCUCUUGCAACUAUUGCCAGCGCAAAUUCUUGAGUUCCCAAGCUCUUGGAGGCCAUCAAAACGCUCAUAAACGGGAGAGGAACAUAGCCAAGAGGGGGAACCGGAUCGGAUCUGGCCCAACAUCGGCAGGUGGGCUAUUCAGGCACGAUCUGUUUGUCCACCGGUACUCUAACAUGGCUUCCUUGCCUUUGCAUGGGGCCUACAACCGGUCUUUGGGGAUUCAGGCACAUUCAAUGAUUCAUAAGCCGUCUUCAUCCUACUUUGGAUCCAACGUUGCUGGUUUGCCGUCUUUGUACGGGCAGAACAACGGGUGGGCUUCUAGAAAGUCUCUUGAUCAACAACCGGCGGUUGGGCGGCUUGCUCCGGAAAAUAAUCAUAUGGGUUCGGGUUUAGGGUCGCCAUCCACCAAUGGUUGGGAUGCAAGGUUUGAUAGAAUUCAUCCGAAGAUUUCUUCGGCGACUGAUCACGGCGGCAUUGGUGGCGGUGUGGUCACAUAUUCUUCGGCAAAGAAAGAAACAAAAGAAAAUCAUCAGCUAGUUGACUUGACUCUCAAACUCUAG
Messenger RNA from Oldenlandia corymbosa var. corymbosa, 759 nucleotides. The record is from the annotation of a GenBank genome assembly. Lineage: Eukaryota; Viridiplantae; Streptophyta; Magnoliopsida; Gentianales; Rubiaceae.